AUGUCGACUUUUGUAAUAACCUAUGCACUCAUUCUACUCUUGUUGCCAUAUGGCAACACUCAUCCGGAUCCCCGGAAAACUUCAAAAUCAAAAUUGAGACAAACAAGUGUCGAAGUACCGGAAAACAUAGUCAUACCCGGAGUUAUCGUUGGAGGUGAUACCAAAUAUGGUUCGAUGAAAGAAAAACCCCAUUUCGGUAAAGCCGUGAGCCCUUCUGACGUCAUGGAUCAGAUUAUUAAUAUUUUGGAAACCAAAAGUGGGACGACCGAAAGUGUCGUCACUAUAUCGCCGACGACUAAAGUCUACACUCCGGUGGCUGUCAAGAACAAAGAUCCGAAGGUAGUCCUGGAGCAUUUGGAGGACAUCAUUACGGCGUUGAAACAUUUGUCGAAGGAGGCGAAGAAGAACGAGGAAAGACAAGAAAGAGAAGAGGAGGACAAGAUAAGAAAAUCAAGAGGACAAGAAAAGAAGGAAGAGAACAAGAAAGAUGAGGAAAAGGACAAGAAAGAGAAGGAAGAGUAUAAGAAAGAAAAGGAAGAGGACAAGAUAGAUAAUCAAAAGGACAAGAAAUAUAGGGAAGAUGAUAAGAAAGAUAAGGAAGAGGACAAGAAAGAGAAGGAAGAAGACAAGAUAGAAAAUCAAGAGAACAAGAAAGACAAAAAAGAGCACAAGAAGAACGAGAAGAGAAAAAGAGGGAUGAAGAAGAUUAUAAGAAGGUUGAUGUAUCGACACAGAAAUAUGAG
Messenger RNA from Ctenocephalides felis (cat flea), 743 nucleotides. RefSeq names its product protein MNN4-like. The annotation marks the transcript as partial. NCBI's taxonomy places the organism in Eukaryota, Metazoa, Arthropoda, Insecta, Siphonaptera, Pulicidae. The transcript has 3 exons. The record is from RefSeq and is a predicted model, not a curated record.